AUGUUUCUGAGGUUGCUAAAGGUGGCGGUAAUUGUGGGUUCCAUAACCACAAUUACUCCUAAUAAUCCUUUGCGUACACUGCUUGCAUUCGCUGUUAUUGGAUAUAUCAUUACAAGUCUGUUGAUUCCGAAAGUGGGACCUAGUUUCAUAAAGAUUGGUCUCAAAGGAAAAGACUUGUCUAAACCUCCCCCAGUAACUGAAAUUCCAGAAACCAUGGGAUUGGUUGCAUCUAUCACGUACAUGUUUCUCAUGAUUGGACUUAUUCCGUUUAUAUUUUUCAAAUAUCUUGUGUCAUUCAGUUCCUUAUCCAAUGACGAAGUAAUGACAAAAAACUACAUUGAACAAUAUCAAUCAUUAACAAACAAUCGAUUAUUCCCUCACAACAAGUUAGCUGAAUAUUUGAGUGCAUUAUUGUGUUUACAAUGUACCAUACUUUUGGGUUUACUUGAUGAUUUGUUUGAUAUUAGGUGGAGACACAAGUUCUUUUUGCCAGCAGUGGCAUCCAUACCGUUGUUGAUUGUUUAUUAUGUCGAUUUCAGUGUCACAUCGGUUGUAAUUCCUAAGUUUGUGACCGAUUUCCCUGGUGGAUAUGUUCUUGUUAAUGCAAUUAAUUUCUUGAUAAAGUAUGGAAAUCAUAUUGUUACCACUAUCACCGGAUUAUCUUUUAGAACAUUGCAAACCGAUUAUGUUGUUCCUGAUGAAGCUCCAAAAUUGAUUGAUUUAGGUAUAUUUUACUAUGGAUAUAUGUCUGCAGUUUCCAUUUUUUCACCAAAUUCAAUUAAUAUUCUUGCUGGUAUCAAUGGUUUAGAAGUGGGCCAAUCCUUAGUAUUGGCAGCCAUUUUCUUGAUUAAUGAUUUCUGUUAUCUUUGCUCAUCAAAGGUAUCCCAAGCAGCAUACGAUUCCCAUAUGUUUUCUGUCGUUUUUCUCAUUCCUUUGGUUGGUGUGUCAUUAGGUUUGUUGCAAUACAACUGGUUCCCUGCUAGAGUUUUUGUAGGGGACACUUAUUGUUAUUUCAGUGGAAUGGUAUUUGCUAUUGUUGGUAUCUUAGGGCAUUUUUCAAAAACGCUUUUGAUUUUCUUGUUACCUCAAAUUAUCAAUUUCUUAUAUUCGGUACCACAGUUAUUCCACCUUGUUCCAUGUCCAAGACACAGAAUGCCAAAAUUUACCACAGAAGAUGGCCUUAUGCGUCCCAGUUUUGCAACAUUGGAGAAGAAGUCCUUUAUUGCGGUAAAUUUACUAAAGAUUCUUGAGAUGUUGAAACUCGUGAAACUUCAAAGAGAUUCAAAACUGAAGGAAAUAAUUGGAUUUUCAAAUAUGACUAUUAUCAACCUCACUUUGGUUUGGUUUGGCCCAUUACGUGAAGAUCAUUUAUGUAUGGUCAUUUUAGCCUUACAAUUUAUAAUUGGUGUAUCCAUGAUUGUUACUAGACACACAGUUGGUCCAUGGUUGUUUGGUUACGAUAACUUAUCAUGGGGAGUGAAAUAA
This is a messenger RNA of Candida tropicalis MYA-3404, 1485 nucleotides long. It is a transcript of the gene ALG7, whose product is annotated as UDP-N-acetylglucosamine--dolichyl-phosphate N-acetylglucosaminephosphotransferase. The transcript has a single exon. The record is from RefSeq and is a predicted model, not a curated record. The coding region runs from base 1 to 1485 and encodes 494 amino acids. Lineage: Eukaryota; Fungi; Ascomycota; Pichiomycetes; Serinales; Debaryomycetaceae. Gene Ontology annotation, molecular function: UDP-N-acetylglucosamine-dolichyl-phosphate N-acetylglucosaminephosphotransferase activity. Gene Ontology annotation, cellular component: membrane. Gene Ontology annotation, biological process: dolichol-linked oligosaccharide biosynthetic process; protein N-linked glycosylation.